Messenger RNA from Acipenser ruthenus (sterlet), 4157 nucleotides. Its product is annotated as fos-related antigen 2-like. The transcript is spliced from 5 exons. Gene Ontology annotation, cellular component: nucleus. Gene Ontology annotation, biological process: regulation of transcription by RNA polymerase II. The record is from RefSeq and is a predicted model, not a curated record. Bases 401 to 1408 code for a protein of 335 amino acids. Lineage: Eukaryota; Metazoa; Chordata; Actinopteri; Acipenseriformes; Acipenseridae. Gene Ontology annotation, molecular function: DNA-binding transcription factor activity, RNA polymerase II-specific; RNA polymerase II cis-regulatory region sequence-specific DNA binding.
UACCAUUUCGGUGACUCAUCGGCGCAAAGCUGUGCAAGGGAUCGCAAAAUAAAUCAUCAAAAGAAAAAAACAGGAGAGAGAGAGAGAGAGAGAGAGAGAGAGAGAGAGAGAGAGAGAGAGAGAGAGAGAGAGAGAGAGAGAGAGAGAGAGAGAGAGAGAGAGAGAGAGAGAGGUGUGUUACAACAAAGCGCUAUAUUAAAGACAGGCGCAGAAAAAAAGUUACAGAGUGAGUCACUCGCGUAUCGACAGAAGGACCGACUGAACGCGUCUUGUUUUACCUCAGCCGGGAAGAAAUUUUUUCAUCUGGCGGAACUGAUACAAAAUACGAGGAGUGAAAGGGGAUAACAUACGUAUCCUCGCCCGACCAUUAUCCCUUACCCGGUCGUGUUCCCAGUGGAUCAUGUACCGCGAUUACUCCGGGAACUACGACACGUCCUCCCGAGGCAGCAGCGCAUCUCCGGCCCGGCCUGAGUCCUUCACCAGCGGCAGCUGUACCAUCGCCAGUCCCAUCUCUUCCUCCAGCUACCAGAAGUACCGUGUAGACAUGCCGGGCUCCAGCAGUGCCUUCAUCCCCACCAUCAACGCUAUCACCACCAGCCAGGAUCUGCAGUGGAUGGUCCAGCCCACAGUCAUCACAUCCAUGUCCAGCCCAUACGCCCGCUCUCACCCCUACACCUUGCCGGGCACCAGCCACCCUGGCUCCACUGCUCACAACGCCCUCGCCAGGCCAGGAGUCAUCCGCUCCAUCGGAGACACGAGGGGUCGUCGCAAGAGAGACGAGCAGCUGACUCCGGAAGAGGAGGAGAAGAGGAGGAUCCGAAGGGAACGCAACAAGCUGGCUGCUGCUAAGUGUCGCAACAGACGCAGGGAGCUGACCGAGCAGCUACAGGAUGAGACAGAGAUGCUGGAGGAGGAAAAGGCAGGUCUGCAGAAGGAGAUUGAGAGCCUCCAGAAAGAGAAGGACAAGCUGGAGUUCGUGCUGGUGGCCCACAAUCCUGUGUGCAAGCUGCCUCCCAACCAGCGCCACUCCCAGACCCAGCAGUCUGCCCCCCGAGAGGGAGCCCUAGCCCCGGUAGUGGUGAAGCAGGAGCCCCUGGAUGAAUCAGACAAGCUGGCCAGAUGCGCGUUAGACCACUCGCAGCGUUCUGUCAUCAAACCCAUCAGCCUGGGAGGAGGGAUGGGCUUGUACUUCUCUGAGGCAGACAGCCUCAACACUCCUGUCGUGGUGACGUCGACCCCCGCAGCCACCCCCAACGCAUCCAGCCUCAUCUUUACCUACCCCAGCAUGCUGGAACAAGAGAACCCUUCCUCCCCCUCCGAGUCCUGCUCCAAGGCCCAUCGCCGGAGCAGCAGCAGCGGGGACCAGUCCUCAGACUCCUUGAACUCUCCCACCCUGCUCGCACUCUAAACCAGGCCACUCAGGGGCGGGGAGCAAGAAAUGAUGAGAAUAAGGUGUUGCUUUGAACUGUUCCCCCCAGACUAGACCAAAACCAACUAUCUAUAAAUAAUUACAUGAAUAAUUAAAUAAGUUAAUGUUGUUGGCAUAGUCUCCUCCCAAAGCAAUUUGGUACAUCCAGACUUUUUUAAGAGACUUUUUAAGGGCUAUUGAUGAUGUUUUUUCCCUUCUUCAAAAAAGCUGAAAGCUGCUAUAACAGGGUCUGUUCCUUGUGUUCAGUAAAGAGGGUUGAACCAUACAGUUUCUUUAGCCUUCUGUGUUGAAGGGGUUUGCUAAACAUGUAAACCAUGUCAAUGCAAGACUGGAAGGUUGUUCAUAGUGUUUGUAAAUUUAAGUUUAAGUUAAGUACUACUAUAUACCUUGUAUGUUUCAAGGGAAGAUAAAAAAAGCUUUGCAGUAGUGAUUUUUUUGUACUACUCACUGCAUUCUUAUUGUUGAGGACAGAAAAUAAUUAAAUAGAUUAAUAAAUACAAUAAAAAAAGAAAACCAAAAAAAUGUAAAUAAAAAAAGCCCCUACUAAGUGGUUUAUUGCAAUGAUCCUUAAAAAUGCACUUACUUUUAUUCUUUUCAAAGUUUCAAGUUAGAACUUAUAUAUCUCAAGUUUUAUACAUAACAUAACUGAAGACAUGCAUCCUGUUUUAGGACAUUUGAGACACAAAGGAGUUGAAGUUUGGGGUUUAAGUUGCUGGAAUACGUUGGAGGACCUUUUCGACCUGAAAAAAGAAACAAGGACCAGGGGUCACAAAUGGAGAUUAGAUAAAAGGGCAUUCAGAACAGAAAAUAGGAGGCACUUUUUUUUUACACCCUGGGAUCCUUCAAGAAGCUGCUUGAUGAGAUUCUGGGAUCAACUACUAACAACCCAACGAGCAAGAUGGGCCAAAUGGCCUCCUCUCAUUUGUAACUUUUCUUAUGUUCUUAUGAAUACAAACUCUCCUUAAAGAUCUCGACUGAGUUUCAAACAUAGGGGUUGCAUACCUGUCAAUAACCCUGGGCUGGAAUAUUUAUAUAUUUAUAUGGCAUCUUUCCAUGAUCACAGCAGCAGAGACACAAGUGAAAAUCUGCUUGAGCAUUUGGAGACUCUUCUUGCUGCUGAUUUUCACUGAAGGAGGCUGUGGACUGUAGAAUAUCAAAUUCAUUCCUAACUAGCAUUUCUUUUGUUGUACUGACUUGUGUGAUUCUUAAAAAUGCAGUGCCCCUUUAGUUUUGUGCAUUUGAAGUUUGUCCCAUAUUUUACUCUUUAAUGCAUCCCUUGAGGUUUCCUACAGAAAAAAAAGCACAACACAGUUAAAUAAAGCACAGUGUAUGCAUGCUAAACAUAGGUAAGCAUGGUAAAGUUCAGAGAGGUAUGGUAAAGCAUAUUUAAAAAAAAUAUAUAUACAUGGUAAAUGCAUAUAAUAAUCAUGUAAAACCUGAAAAAGUAACAUGAAACACUUUCUGGCAGUUUGUUCAUAUAUCUAGGAAGGAUCUUGUGGAAUUAGGCAAAUUAUUUUCAGAUGGGUGCAACCAGGGAGGGGAACUAUAAAGAACCACUUUAGCAAAUACAGGGAAGAUCGGAUGGUUAAUGCUGACCUGCUGUUUGCACUGGCAAAGGGUACAAAGACUGAACUAAUCUACAACAUCGGAACCCAGGAGCACAGAGGGAGUGCCAGUAUAAUAAAGACAGAGUUACAAUAGCAAGAGCAUCAGUGUGUUCUGGAGGAGGGUUUUUUUUGCCCAAAUUACCGUUUUCCUGUUCUUAAGAUAAUUUAUCUUUAAAAUGGCACUGACACAGACCCACACAACAAAUGAAAUGCUUGCUGCUGUUGCUUAAAUUCUGGAAUUAAGUAUAUCCGAAAAUAUUGUGUCCAGACUUCGUUUAUAUUAGUGAUUUGUUGCAGAUGUUUUUUUCAGCUUUAAUAUGUUCUUUAGCCAUUUAUUAUUAACACAUUUUCUUUCAAAUGAUGACCUAUGUUGUUCCAUACAUGUGGACGUCUCUGUUUGUAGUAAUAUUUAGAUUCAACUGUGUGGAAUUCAGCAUGCAACUAGUGACCCCGCACACCACAAGUGAGCAUCUUAACCACAAUGCAAAAGAGCCGGGCUCGUCUGCAUUCGUGGUUAUAGAGCUUUUAACCUAAUCUCACCGAAAGGGGACAGCAUCUGUAAUGUAUCACACAGCACUUCCCUUUACACUCGCUUAGCAGUUAAAUCCUCAUCUCCUCUACUUGGAAUAAUUUGUAUACUAAAAAUUCAAUUGUCUGUCCUGAAUCAGCCGUAUGUGUGUAUAUAUAUAUAUAUAUAAAAAACAAUGUUUUUAAUAUGUUAAUAUCCUGUACACUGGGGAUCCAGUGUGCAAAAAAUAAUUUAACAGCCUGAAAGCAGUCAAGCCAGUACAUGAAAAAAGGAGCUGGCUGGUUUUAUACAGGAAUUACAUGGCUGCUCUUCCACUUUCUCCCAGCAGGUGUUGCUAUUUAGGCAAUGACAAAGGAGUAGUUCAGCAGGGCACCAAAGUGCAGAAAACCAGUGCCAAAGGCAUUUAAUGUUGUCAUUCUUUAAUUUUUUUUUUUUUUUUUUAUGCCUACAUGAAGAUUGCGUUGUUUAGUACAGUUGUUAAAUGGAUCCUGUGUUUGUAGAUUAAUUAUAUGAGUCUGUUUUAAGAUCCUUGGGUGACAACAAAUGAAAAACCUGUUCUUGUUUUUUUUUUUUUUUAAAUAAAUGUUGAAAA